This is a messenger RNA of Malassezia pachydermatis, 1752 nucleotides long. RefSeq names its product multidrug oligosaccharidyl-lipid polysaccharide flippase. The coding region runs from base 1 to 1752 and encodes 583 amino acids. The transcript has a single exon. Gene Ontology annotation, biological process: xenobiotic detoxification by transmembrane export across the plasma membrane. Gene Ontology annotation, cellular component: membrane. NCBI's taxonomy places the organism in Eukaryota, Fungi, Basidiomycota, Malasseziomycetes, Malasseziales, Malasseziaceae. The record is from RefSeq and is a predicted model, not a curated record. Gene Ontology annotation, molecular function: antiporter activity; xenobiotic transmembrane transporter activity.
AUGGUGAUGGAACGCACUAGUGGCGAUCGGGCGGCGAGCCCUGCCCUAGCCCCGCGGACCGAUGAUACAUCCUCGCUUGGUGCUGAAUCUGUUCUUGCCCGUUCAAACUUGUCGGGCAUCCUUGUAGGUGAGUUCUUAGGACCCCAUCGGCAUGCGCCGGGCGGCGCAUCGUCGCCAACGGGUCGUGACAGUGAACAUACUCCCUUGCUUGGCGCUGAGGCUGCACCGACACCUGGCCAUGGUAUUGUUCAACCCUCGAUUUCCAGUAUGGGGAAUGCGUCCGGUUUCGGUACAAUUCGUCCUCCAUCGCAUACGGUGUGGACGUCGCCAGACGAUCCUACCUGGGAUGUCUCUGAUGAAGAAGAUGAAUACGAAUUCCAACAUGAACCGCUUCGCCACGAGAUCAAAGCACUUCUGCGAUUCACCAUGCCGAUCUGUGCAACCCACAUUUUGGAAUUAAGUCUUUCGGUGGUAUCUGUGCUUAGUCUCGGUCAUUUAGGUACCGUGGAGUUGGCAUCGGCAUCCCUGGCCGGUAUGACAGCCAAUGUGACAGGAUUCAGCGUGAUUAGCGGUCUGAUUACUGCACUGGAUACGUUGCUGCCUGCCACCUUCACACGGAACCCGCGCAUGAUGGGGCUUUGGACGCAACGUGUCGGUGUCAUUAUUGCCCUGACAUUGCCUUGGAUCAUUCUUCUUUGGCUCAACGCUGAACGUUUCCUUCUGCAUUUGGGACAGGAGCCAGAAAUUGCGCACAAGGCGCGCCAGUUUCUUGCGAUCCUUGCUAUCGGCUUGCCAGGCCAUGCCAUCUUUGAGCUGUGCCGUCGGUACCUCCAAGCACAGGGCUUGAUGCAUGCACCUACCAUUGUGUUGCUGGUUGUUUCACCCAUCAACGCCCUUGCCAACUUCCUGCUUGUAUGGGGCCCCGAAUCUAUUCGCCUCGGCUUCCUUGGCGCGCCUUUGGCCAGUGCAUUGUCCAUGUGGCUUAUGGCCAUAUUGUGCUUCUUGCAAUGCACCUUGGUGUCGCAAGGGACGUGGGGUGGCUGGUCAUGGAAGGCUUUCGACUGGGAUGGCCUUAAAACGAGUGCCUCGCUCGGUUUUGCAGGCUUGCUAAGCUUGGCAUCGGAAUGGUGGGCCUGGGAGAUUGUGGGUUUGGUCACAGCAGCACUGGGUACCACGGCGCUGGCAUCACAGUCCGUGCUGCUCAUUACAUCGUCAGUCACCUACCAACUCCCAUCAGGAGCCGCAGUGGCUGCCUCGGUACGUGUGGGAAACUUGCUUGGCGCUGGCAAGGCUCGACAUGCUCGAACAGCUUCUACGGCCGCCAUUUAUUUCUCCAUUUUUAUUGGUCUAGUCAACUCGUCCAUCGUGUUUUUCACGCGUCACCAAUUGGGAUUCCUCUUUAGCAGCGACAAGGAAGUGGUUCGUCUUGUCGCAACCGUCCUCCCUAUUGUGGCUUUGUUCCAAAUUGCGGACUGUAUCUGCGGUAUUGCUGGUGGUAUUUUGCGUGGUUGUGGCCGCCAGUCACUUAGUGCUAUCAUCAAUGUCACUGCCUAUUAUGCUGCAGGCAUUCCGACCGGACUCUUCCUGGCCUUUGGACCCUGGCACCUCGGACUUGCGGGUCUUUGGUGGGGUCUCACAUCGGCACUUAUUUACGGUGCUGUAUUCUCUCUAUGGUAUGUCCACCGUAUGGACUGGAUCAAAAUUAUGCACCAAAUUCACCAUACUAUGCAUGAUGGCAGCAUGGAAGCUUGA